Messenger RNA from Habropoda laboriosa, 612 nucleotides. It is a transcript of the gene IFT43, whose product is annotated as intraflagellar transport protein 43 homolog. Lineage: Eukaryota; Metazoa; Arthropoda; Insecta; Hymenoptera; Apidae. Gene Ontology annotation, cellular component: cilium; intraciliary transport particle A. The transcript is spliced from 6 exons. The record is from RefSeq and is a predicted model, not a curated record. Bases 34 to 612 code for a protein of 192 amino acids. Gene Ontology annotation, biological process: intraciliary retrograde transport.
UUUACCUUUAAUCUUCAGGCUCGAUGGACAAUCAUGGAUUGGGCCACGGAUUUAGAGAACACCUCGAAACGACUUUUACCUCGCCUCGGUAGAAGAUCGACGCACAACAUCGUUCAAGAAGAUUCUAAGUUGACCGACGAUCUUUUGGAAAGUCCUGUGUCGUCAUCUACCGGGAAAUCGACGAAGCCACCAGUAGCACCACCACGUACUAGGAAAACUGGAUGGGGUGACGAGUUGAAAACCGGGAAAUCCCGAGGAGCCCCUAAUAUCAUUGAACAGGAGCGCUCGCGAGGGACGGAGAAGGAUGAAAAGAUAGACGAUAUUCCUGUUAUACCAGAUUUAGACGAAAUUCAAGAGGAUAAUGCUUUGUCUGAUAUAAAUACACCAACGGUGAACGUGAACAGAGUCGCCGCGUACAAGGAACUGGAUACGGACUUGGUAAAAAACGCUGCAUUCACAUCCUUGAAUGGUGUUAAUCUUUCCCUCCUCGCAGAGAAACUGUACAAUGAAAAUUUAACAAAGGAACCGGAUGAAGUAUGGAAUUGGAAUUUGCUUUUCACUCAGGUUUCCUCAGAAGUAAACAACGAAGUGCAGAAGAAAAUUGUUGCAUAA